Molecule: messenger RNA, 2655 nt
Organism: Sodiomyces alkalinus F11
Lineage: Eukaryota; Fungi; Ascomycota; Sordariomycetes; Glomerellales; Plectosphaerellaceae
Product: ARM repeat-containing protein
Exons: 3
Coding region: 72-2432 (786 amino acids)
Biological process (GO): vesicle-mediated transport; intracellular protein transport
Cellular component (GO): AP-3 adaptor complex; membrane coat
Source: RefSeq, a predicted model, not a curated record
CCCGUCCUCAACAGUCCAACGCCGCCCAAGCUUCCCUGGAGCCAGGGGUCUCUUCGUCUUGUCUUGUCAACAUGGAGACCAUAGCAUCAAUCUCGUCCAUGUUAGAAAAUGCCCGCGAGCUCACCAUCGAUGCGGCUUCGGCCACCCGCCUCUCCCGCAGCUCGAACCGACCUUUGGACCGCAGUCAGAUCAAGAAACUCCUCGAUAGCCGAAAUGACCGCGACGUUCUCGAGGGUCUACGCCGCGUCCUCUCUAUGAUGUACCGCGGCCAGAAAACAUUACCCUUCUUCUCCUCCGUCGUCAAGAACGUCGCCUCUCCUAACCUCGAAAUCCGUAAGCUGGUCUACAUUUACCUCAUCCAUCAUGCUGAGCAGGAACCCGACCUCGCCCUGCUCUCCAUCAACACCAUCCAGAAAUCGCUCUCCGAUACCAACCCCCAAGUCCGCGCCCUCGCCCUGAAAACCAUGUCCGGUAUCCGUGUCCCCGUGAUUAGCCAGAUUGUCUCCCUCGCCAUCAAGAAAGGUGUUGCCGACAUGAGCCCAUACGUUCGCCGCGCCGCCGCCCUCGCUAUCCCCAAGUGCUACCGCCUCGAUCCUUCACAGCUCGCCCAGCUGGUCGACUGCCUCUCCACUCUCAUCGGCGACAAGCAGUACUAUGUGGCCGGUGCCGCCGUGACUGCCUUUAUGGAGGUCUGCCCCGAGCGCAUCGACCUGAUUCACAAGCACUAUCGUGGGCUCGUCAAGAAAAUCGUGGACAUGGACGAGUGGAGCCAGCUUGCCACCAUGCGCAUGAUGGCCUUCUACGCGAGGAAGUGCUUCCCCAGGAGGACACGAAGCGCCAAGGCCCAGGACAACAACAACAACAACAACAACAACAACACCACCACCACGACGGCGGAUCUAGGUGACUUUUACGGCGAGCCUUCGCCGAGCGAGGAAGCCGCCGAGAAAAAGGUCGUCGUGCUGGAUCCCGAUCUGGUGCUCUUCCUGAACGGAAUCAGGCCGCUCCUACAGAGUCGGAACUCGGCCGUGGUGAUAGCUGUCGCCCGCUGCUACAUCGAACUCGGCACGCCGGAGUAUGUCAAGGAUGCCAUCGGACCCCUCAUGGCGCUGCUCCGCGGUCCCCAGGACGUACAACAGAUCGCUCUGUACAACAUUGUCUCGGUAUGUCUUGCGAUGCCGCGGGACUUUGUCAAAUACGCCAGUCACUUUCUUGUCCGGGCGACCGACCCGCCGCAGGUAUGGGAACUGAAGCUGGAAGUCUUAACUCUCAUCUUCCCCCAUGCGACGCCCUACGUCAAGAGUCUCGUCCUCAGCGAGCUGGAGCAUUUCUCGGGGUCCUCCAACAAAGCGUUGGUAAAGGAGGCCGUGAGGGCGAUCGGCCGGUGUGCUCAAGGGGACCCGGCAACCGCCUCGAGGUGCUUGAGGUUGCUUUUGGGCCAGAUCACCAGCCUGGACGGGACAUUGGCGGCGGAAUCCCUGACCGUCAUCCGGCACCUGAUCCAACAGGACCCUCAGGGACACGUCGGGACCGUAGUCCGGCUAGCGAAGAACCUCGACUCGGCGACGGACCCCCAGGCAAGGGCGACCAUCAUCUGGCUGGUGGGCGAGUUCGCCGGCCUCAACGGCGAAGACAACAUAGCCCCCGACGUGGUGCGCAUUCUCCUCCGGGAUUUCGCCAACGAGUCCGAGGCGGCCAAACGACAAAUCCUCCUUCUCGCCGCCAAGGUCUACCUCCACCACCUCAACCGCCAAAGCGAGAAACAGACAGAAGACGCCGCCCCGCCGCCGCCCCCCGAUCCCGAAGAAGACGACCACCCCAUCGCCAAACUCUGGAACUACACGCUUCUCCUUGUCCGGUACGACACCUCGUACGACCUCCGCGACCGCGCCCGCAUGUAUCGCGCUCUCCUCGCCGUCCCGCAGCUCGCCACGCUCAUGCUCCUUGCGCCCAAGCCCGCCCCGCAAGCGCCCAGCCCGUCCGAGACGCGCAAGGGCUUCAGGCUCGGCUCCGCAACGCUCGUUCUCGCGGGCGGCGGCGGCCUGCAUGGCAUCCGCGGAUACGAGGCCCUCCCGAAUUGGGUUGCGGAGGGACAGGAGCCUAACCCCCGGCUCCGGGAGACCGAGGCGCCGGGAUACGGUGAGGGGAAGGUGGUGCCGGCUAGUCGGCAGUUGGACGCGGCAGCACGGUCCGCACCAAAAAGCGCAAACGGGCUCGGAGCGGCUGUAGGGGCAGGUGCGGUGGCAGGUGUUGUUGGCGCCGCAGUUGGGGCGAAGACUCUGGAUGAUUGGUUGGCAGAGGAGGAAGAAGAGGAGGAGGAGGAGGAGGAGGAAUCUGAAAGUGUUGAAGAUGACACGGACGACGAUGAGGAUGAGGAGGAUGAAGAUGACGAUGAUGAUGACGAAUCUGACAGCUCGAGCUCGAGUGAAUGAGAUAAGUGACAUCUCUGUUACAAGCUGUGCAUGAUUAGAGCUUUAAUAUGUGUUGUUGGAUACAUGGUUCACAGUUCAUGGUUGGGAUACAUGUUCUGCAGAAGACCAUAGACAAGGAAUAAGAUGAAGAUGGAGGGCUACAUGAAUUUCCAAAGCCCGAUUCAUUAUCCACCUAGCUUUGUACACGGCGUCCAUGUCACAGGAUGCCGAAAAUCUAUAUGCC